Molecule: messenger RNA, 4466 nt
Organism: Hyposmocoma kahamanoa
Lineage: Eukaryota; Metazoa; Arthropoda; Insecta; Lepidoptera; Cosmopterigidae
Gene: Rel
Product: embryonic polarity protein dorsal-like
Exons: 23
Coding region: 114-2789 (891 amino acids)
Biological process (GO): regulation of DNA-templated transcription; cellular response to stress; response to cytokine
Cellular component (GO): cytoplasm
Molecular function (GO): protein binding; DNA binding; DNA-binding transcription factor activity
Source: RefSeq, a predicted model, not a curated record
CUAGCGUGGGUUCUCCACGAUCACAUUUAGAGUCUCCAUACUCGUCCCCUUCACAACAAGUGCCCCACUUGACGAAUGUAUUCUCCGGUAUAAGCUGUGGAGAUGAUAUUGCAAUGCUCAUUGAUGGUAAACAACCAUAUCUAAGGAUAGUGGAGCAACCACAGAUCUACUUCAGAUUCCGGUACAGGAGUGAGAUGGUUGGCACUCAUGGUUGCCUGCUCGGGCGGUCCACUACUGCAAAUAAGACCAAGACACAUCCUACAGUUGAAUUGGUGAAUUACACAGGGAGAGCGUUAAUCCGAGCGCGAUUGGCGCAAGUCGACAAAGAUGAAGAGCAUCCUCACAAACUGUUGGAAGAUGAGCAGGAGGAUCGUGACGUCAGCACAUACGUACCUGAACAGGGGAGCUAUAAAGUUGGAUUCGCAGGUAUGGGUAUCAUACACACGGCGAAGAAAGAUGUUCCUGGAUUGCUAUUCAAAAAGUACAUGGAUAGACUAAAGAAUGCAUCGGCCAAGGAGUUAAGAGCGCACUGUGAAAAUGUUGCUAAAACCAUCAACCUGAACAUUGUACGACUGAGGUUCAGCGCUCACGACAUCCUCACCGAUAAGGAAAUAUGUCCCCCGGUCUUCUCGGAACCGAUAUCUAACAUGAAGAGUGCCGCCACCAACGACUUGAAGAUUUGUCGCAUCAGCAGAUAUUUUGGAAGACCUCGAGGUGGCGACGAUGUCUUUAUACUUGUUGAGAAAGUUAACCGAAAAAACAUAAUGAUCCGUUUCUACGAGGUAAAUGAACAAGGAGAUGAAGUUUGGUCUGCCAACGGUAACUUCUUACAGAGUGAUGUACACCAUCAAUAUGCUAUUGUAUUCAGGACACCGCCGUACAGAGACCCACAAAUCUCCAAAGAUGUGAAGAUAUACAUUGAAUUAGUUCGUCCCUCUGACGGCCGGACUAGUGAGCCCAAAGAGUUCGUAUACAAGGCUAAUCAAAUGUACAAAUGCAAUAAGAGAAAAAGGUUCAACUCUCCAUUCUCCUCUUUGGAUAGCUCCUCAGGUAGCUCCAUCAAAAGUAUUAUUGAAGUGCCAGCCACAGUGGAAAUGCUUGAUAAUCGUGAGCGAAUGGAUGAAAUGAAUAACAUUCCAGUAUACCAAAUUAAUAUUCCACCUGUACCAACGGUGCAGCCGACAACGAACAGCGACCUAAUAGCAGAUGCUUUAUUGUACGGCACGGAUCCACAACCCGUCAGCGAAAGCUCCAUGAUGUCCAGUCCCAUGUUUGGUCAGCCUAACAUUCCAGAACCACCCAUCAUACAACUCAAUUCCUCUGAAUUGGAAAGGUUGAUUAACCACGACCCGCAUUUGCCGUCUGAAGAGAGGAAACGUUUCUGCGAAACUGACUGGACUGAAUAUAUGGCGUCUUUUGGAGAAAGUAUUCCUGAUAAGUCCAAUAGUAUGAGUGAUUUUAUUCGGUCGUCGUUACAGUUAGCUGCCGAUGGACCAUCAAAGAAUCUGAAAAAAGAACCAUUGUCACCAACAAAAAGUACAAAAGUUAAUGAGGAAAAGAAACUAAACAUAGUGGACAAAUCCAAGGGCACCAGCGAAUAUAACGCUUUUUACAAAGCGGAAGACGGUAUGGAAGUUAAGAAGCUGGUGAAGGAAAUAUGCGACAUUAUCAAGAACAAAGGCGGCUAUAAGAAACAAUUCCUGAGAAGCAAAUUGGAGAGGCUGUUUGAAAUGCGACUCUCCAAUGGAGAUACUUUCCUUCACAUGACCCUAAGCAACAACCAGCCGAGUUUUGAGUUCAUAAUAAAAUUGAUCCACUCAAUACGGAUGACGCACCUACUUAAUUUCACUAAUGACAUGCAACAGACCAUUUUACACCUCGCCGUCAUACACGAGCUGCCUCAACUGGUCUCCUUCCUCGUAGCUAAAGGUUGCGAUCCGAUGGUGGCAGACAAAGAGGGAAACAACGCAGUACACUACGCAGUGAUAUGCAACACCUGUCUCAAGCCGAUGCUGGAGGCAAUCAAAAUCAAUCGUAUCGCGUGUGACUUGGACGCCUACAAUCAUGAAAAGCAAACAGCGCUGCACUUAGCGGCAAUCUACAACUCUGAAUCAAGCGCGGAACUACUCCUACGCCACGGUGCUAGCUACCUCGCGCGCGACAGCGAGGGUCGUACACCACUACACCUAGCCACUUACGACGAUUAUCUCGGUGUUACGAAAACGUUAUUGCAAUUUGUCAAGCCUGAUGACAUCGACGCAACAGACGGAAGUGGCAACACUGCUCUACAAAUCGUUUGCGGGUGCAGUCAGCGACAGAAUACGCUUGAAAUCGUUAAAUUAUUAUUAGAAAAGAAGGCGGAUCCAUUAACGCACGAAGUGAAUAACGAGCCGGCGUGCAAACUGGCACGGGACAAACCGGCCCUGGAUCAACUGCUGCGGAAGCACGUACCGCUGAUAAUCGUCGACGAGGAGAUCAAGUCUGAGCCCGAGGACGACUUCGAAUCCGCCGAUGAAGGGGAGGGUAGCGAAGGCGGUCUGUGUGAGCUGUCGCUGUACUGCGGCGCGGUGGCGGCGCGGCUGGACCGCGGCGGUUGGCGGCACCUGGCCGCGCGUUUGCGCCACGACGCUCUGCUCUCCUGGCUGGCGCACACGCGCAGCCCCACCGCCACGCUGCUCGCGCACAUCAAGGAAUCGGGCGACAAUUUAACAUCGAGAGCAUUAGCAAUGCAUUUAGAAGAGUUAGGGGAAAUUGAAGCCGCCAAUAUCAUAAGACAAAUUUAUUCUUAACAUUGACUUACAUUUCAGCAGUGUAUACACCUGGUUUUUUUUUUUUCAAUAUUUAUAGCAAAAUCCAAAUGACGUUAGACUACGUAGGAUAUUGACUCAAAUGUAUUUUUCAGUUUAGGGGUUGGACGUCAUUUGUAAGCACGCGAUCGCAUCAUCCAUGUACACUUAUUGCACCGCAUGUAAGCACUUUGCAUGCGACAGCGCGUGCUAACGCGCUAUACAGCAUACAUACGCGGCCAAUUGAAUCGAUUACGACGGUAUCGCUCCUUGCGAAUUAGUGGGGUCCAACCAUAAAAUUACCUAGAUAGUAAGAGACUGUGAUAAUAAGUGGCUUAUGUUAACGAGUUACAAAAACUGUAGGAGAAUCAUACACGCCCCAGUUGGGUACGAGACUCCUCAAAGCGGAGGGUUUAGGCCAAAUACUGUUAACAAGUUUAAGUUUUAUUAUACAAUUUAAGUAAUGCACUCAUUAGCUAAGCUCAGUCCACUUACACACGUGGUACUGCGAUGCAAUAAAAUAUUCUGCCGCCGUAAGUUGAAAAAGCUGUAUUGCUGUGAUCAGCAAAAAAAAAGACGAAUGCGCCACUGUUUACAUUUUUUUCCUAGGUGGAUUAGGCAUGAAGUUACCAUAAGAGAAAAGGGCGUAAGUACCCACAUUUUAUGGUCAAAAUAAGUUAUAUGGACCCAUUUACAAAACAACUUGGUAAAAAGCCGUAAUUGCAUAUAAACGUCAUUUCGUUUUAACUACAUAUUUCAAUGAUAUAAGUUUUUAAUAAAUCAUAUAAAUAAAGGAACGAAAAGACGCAAGUAUCAUUUAACUUUCUAAAUCUUCCUCAGAGCUAUUAUACUCUGUAUGUAGUUACUGAAAAGUGUUAAUUUCCCAGAUGACGGUUACACAAUGUAUGUGAGCAAUUUAAACUAAAAGGUAUUUCCAAUGUUACCUUUCACUUAUACAAUAAAAAUCUAGAAAAUGUCAAGCUACGACAUUGGAAAGACAUUGUAACCACAUACUGCCAUUUCAUCUUAUCAUUACACUGACGUUAACAAUAGUGUUUUAAUUAUACUAAGUUGAAAAGGCAUAAGUGGUUACUUGCACGGUGGGCACCUUACCUAGUAUUGAGUAUUUUUACGAACAUUGUUUUACUAAGUUGAAAAUGGAAAAAGGGUCAUCAUUAAAUAAUGAAGCAUAAAUAAUAAAAUAUUUUAAUUCUAAAUUUUGCGUAUAAUAUAGGUUUAUCUUACUGCGUCUACAGAAAGUGUGUACGUUUUUUUCUGUUUGGAAACAGCAGAUGUUUUCUCAUUUCAUUUCUUUAAAUAUUAUUUUCUCAGUUUUGAGUUGUUGUCACAAGCGCCCUUUCAACUAACGGCGGCAGUAUUCAUUGGGUUUCUUAACAAUAACACUUAACGACUCGAGCUAGAAUGCGAUUGAUAAACACGUUUAUGUGGUUUCGUGUGUGUUCUGCCCCACAGUAGCGCACCGCCAGUGCGGGUCAUUUUGGUCGAAAUCCAUUUAUCAGCUCGUUUAGUAAAUAGAACUUGCUUUUAGUGAUUAAAUAGGGUGCGGUGCAAAUACGUGAUGAUAAGUGGAGAUCGACCAUUUCAGUCGUCUCAAGUUUUUAUUAUACUUAAUUAGUGCAUAUUUUAGUAUAAGGCCAAAUUGUUUUUAAUGAAAUUAAA